This is a messenger RNA of Plasmodium berghei ANKA, 621 nucleotides long. RefSeq names its product dynein light chain Tctex-type, putative. The coding region runs from base 1 to 621 and encodes 206 amino acids. Gene Ontology annotation, molecular function: dynein intermediate chain binding. The record is from RefSeq and is a predicted model, not a curated record. Gene Ontology annotation, biological process: microtubule-based movement. The transcript is spliced from 2 exons. Lineage: Eukaryota; Apicomplexa; Aconoidasida; Haemosporida; Plasmodiidae. Gene Ontology annotation, cellular component: cytoplasmic dynein complex; cytoplasm.
AUGAUGGAAGGGAUCAAAAAAAGUACCCCACCAAAUAUGGAUAUUAAUGAAAAUGAACAAAAUAAUAAAGAUGAAAACAAAGUAGAUAUGAAUGGGUUUUGUUUUUUUGUAAACACAUGCGAAGAAAAAUUAAACGAGUUUUUGGAAAAUUAUUUUUGUAAUAAAACACAUGAAGAAUUAAAAUAUACUGAAGAAAAUCAAGGAGCUAACAAUUGUAUUAAUAACUAUAGUGAAAAAAAUAAUAAUACUAAUGUAGAAAAUAAUGAUAGUUAUAUUUCAAGUCAUAACGCCAGUAAUAACACUAUUGACAAUGGAGACAAUAGUGACAAUGAUUCUUCAAAUGAAAAUGAAAAAAAUUAUUAUGAAAAAAAAAUUAUUAAAAGUAAUUAUGACAGGAUUGCCAUAAAUUUGGUUGAUACAGUGGAGCAAUUUAUGGAACCUUAUGUAAAUGAGAGAUACAAAAUUGUUGUUCACGCUAUUAUUGGUGAAAAUAAAAAACAAGGGAUACAUAUCGCGUCCAAAUCGCUUUGGAAUGUCGAAACGGAUAAUUAUAUUUCCGCAAAAUAUGUUAACGAUUUUAUUUUUGUUACUGUUAUGGUUUUCCUUUUGUAUAACGAGUAA